Molecule: messenger RNA, 1278 nt
Organism: Tuber melanosporum (Perigord truffle)
Lineage: Eukaryota; Fungi; Ascomycota; Pezizomycetes; Pezizales; Tuberaceae
Exons: 2
Coding region: 1-1122 (373 amino acids)
Biological process (GO): regulation of transcription by RNA polymerase II; positive regulation of cyclin-dependent protein serine/threonine kinase activity; nucleotide-excision repair
Cellular component (GO): transcription factor TFIIH holo complex
Molecular function (GO): cyclin-dependent protein serine/threonine kinase activator activity
Source: RefSeq, a predicted model, not a curated record
AUGAUGAUGGUAAGUCUUCCAGCACCCCAUCCUCUUCUCUCCCUCCCCUUCCCUCCCUCUAUCUAUAUCCAGAUCCGCUACACGAGCACAACCCAAAUACUAACCGCCACCCCACCAGACGAAAACUGCCCAGUAUGCAAAUCCUCCCGCUACCUCAAUCCAAACAUCCGCUUCCUCAUGAACCCGGUGUGCUACCACAAAAUGUGCGAAUCCUGUGUCGACCGGAUAUUCAUGCAAGGCCCAGCUCCCUGCCCCGUGAUCGCGUGCGGCAAGACGCUUCGCAAGAACAAGUUCCGCAAGCAGACUUUCGAGGAUGUAGCUGUUGAGCGCGAGGUCGACGUGCGAAAGCGGGUGGCGCUGACCUUCAACAAGCGCCAGGAUGACUUCGAUAACCUGCGCGAGUACAAUGACUAUCUGGAGGAGGUGGAGCAGAUCACGUUCAAUUUGGUGAACAAGAUCGACGUGAAGGAGACCGAGGCGAAGCUUCUCGAGUACGAGGCGGCGAAUAAGGAGCUUAUUAGUACUAAUGCGGCCCGACAGGCUGCCGAGAUGAUGGCGUUCGCACAAGCUACUGAGGCGGAGAAGGAGAGUCAGAGGUUGGCGAGGGAGAUGGCGGUCAGGGAGCGGGAGGAGGAGCGCAGGGAACAGGAGGAGUUGAAGAUUGCCACCUUGAAUGCGCUGGCGAGUGGGGAUAAGGGUGCUGUCAAGGUUAUCCAGGAGGUGCAGUUGAAGAGGUCUGGGGAGAGGAAGAGGAGGCAGGCUGAUGAGCAGAUGAAGUUGAAAAGUCUGGCUGAGGGGCGAUCGUUGCUGAAUUCUUCGCUGUUGGCGGGGACCAGGAAGAGAGUCCUUGAAGAUGGCCCCUUCGAUCCUCUUGGCGGGCUCAGUGAUGUUAACGAACACUAUAUCGUUCAAGACUAUUACGAAAAUAAAUGGCUCGAGAAUGUCCGAAACGAUCCGGCAGCGCAGGCUGGUGGUUACUUCGUUGAAGAGUACUACGGUCGCUCAUUGUUCGAGGCCUUUUCCGGCCUCACUUUCUUUGUUGACGAGGAGGCCGCACGGAUAGAGGAGGAGAAGAGAGCUAAAACAUAUACAGACUUGAUGAUUAGUGACGCUGUUUCAUAGAUUCCACCGACGUCCAAUUUUUCAUCUCCUUCCCUUUCUCUACUGUUUCUUAUCAUCAAAUACACACCUUAUGUACAGUAAUAAACGGCAUGGGAUAUUGGAAGACUCUAGAAAAAUUAUAAUAAUCAUUUUCGAGAGAAAUGGUCAUCAAGCGGA